Messenger RNA from Gadus chalcogrammus (walleye pollock), 522 nucleotides. NCBI's taxonomy places the organism in Eukaryota, Metazoa, Chordata, Actinopteri, Gadiformes, Gadidae. The record is from the annotation of a RefSeq genome assembly.
AUGGCGUAUAUUAUAUUGACUCUUUUAAUUGGGAUAGUUCUUGGUGUUAUUUCGGUAGCCUCAAACCCUUCCCCGUAUUUCGCUGCUUUAGGACUAGUCUUAGUAGCAGGCGUAGGGUGUGUGGUGUUAAUAGGGCACGGAGGGUCUUUCUUGUCCCUUGUGCUUUUCUUAAUUUAUCUUGGGGGUAUGCUUGUUGUAUUUGCUUAUUGUGCAGCUUUGGCUGCAGAGCCUUAUCCUGAAGCUUGGGGGGAGUGAUCGGUAUUAGGAUCUGUGUUAGGUUAUUUACUAUUAGUUGUAGGUGCAGGCUCUUGAUUUUGGGGAGGGUGAUAUGAGGGGAUGUGGGUGCCUGUAGAUGAGUUAAUUGAAUUUUCUGUUGUGGCUGCAGAUUCGGGUGGUGUAGCUUUAAUAUAUUCUUUGGGCGGGGGACUACUUGUAGUAAGUGCCUGAGUUCUCCUAUUAACACUUUUAGUAGUACUAGAAUUAACUCGGGGCCUGGCCCGGGGAGCGCUGCGUGCCGUUAGG